CAGCCUGGCUUGCUUUUUCUUCUAUCUCUCUCUCUCUCUCUCUAGCUAUAAAUCAUCGCCAUUUCAGUCCUUUCUUCCAUCUCCAUUCUGCACAGACAGAUACAUACACAUAAUAUAUAUAUAUAUAGAGAGAGAGAGAGAGAGAAAGAGAAAGGGUGUUGUGUUGAUGCAAUAUAAAGUAGUAUAGUAAAAUUAAAGUUUGGAGCUUUCUUUUUUCUAAUUUAGGGCAGGGGCAGGGGCAGGGGCAGGGGCAGCCGGCCGGGCAUUGUAGUGAUGGAUAUGUGUGUAGCGUUGCUAUUGUUCAGUGGGGUUACGUGUUAUCUGCUGUGGUUCACCUUCAUUUCCAAGUCGCUCAAGGGGCCACGUGUCUGGCCCUUACUGGGCAGCCUCCCCGGCCUCAUUGAGAACGCCGACCGUAUGCACGACUGGAUCGCCGACAACCUCCGUGCCUGCGGCGGCACUUACCAGACCUGCAUUUGCGCCGUGCCCUUCCUCGCACGGAAACAGGGCCUCGUGACCGUCACGUGCGACCCCAAGAAUUUGGAGCAUAUACUCAAAGCCCGAUUCGAUAAUUACCCUAAGGGCCCGACCUGGCAGGCGGUGUUCCACGAUUUACUCGGGCAGGGGAUUUUCAACUCCGACGGGGACACGUGGCUGUUCCAGAGGAAGACGGCGGCGCUCGAGUUCACAACUCGGACGCUGCGCCAAGCCAUGGCUCGAUGGGUCAAUCGCGCUAUAAAGGACAGGUUUUGCCCCAUUUUGGAGUCGGCUCAAGCCGAAGCCAAGCCGGUCGACUUGCAGGAUCUCUUGCUUCGCCUCACCUUUGAUAAUAUCUGCGGCUUGGCUUUUGGGAAGGACCCGCAGACGCUGGCGCCGGGCCUGCCCGAGAAUGGCUUCGCGGCUGCGUUCGACCGAGCCACCGAAGCCUCGCUGCAGAGGUUCAUAUUCCCUGAGGUUAUAUGGAAGUUGAAGAAGUGGCUUCGGCUCGGGAUGGAAGUCAGCUUGAGCCGGAGCCUGGUCCACGUGGAUGAGUAUUUAUCCAGUGUGAUCACCGCCCGUAAGCUCGAGCUGACGUGUCAGCAGAAGGACACGAACCCGCACGAUGAUUUGCUUUCCAGAUUUAUGAAGAAGAAGGAAUCUUCGUAUUCCGACAAGUUUCUGCAACACGUGGCGCUGAAUUUCAUCCUCGCUGGCCGUGACACGUCAUCCGUCGCGCUCAGCUGGUUCUUCUGGCUGCUCAUGCAAAAUCCGAGGGUGGAGAGGGCAAUUAUGAACGAGCUGUCGACGGUCCUGAUCGAGACACGUGGCGCAAAUCUGGACGCUUGGAUUAACGAGCCGCUCGCGUUCGACGAGCUGGACCGUUUGAUUUACCUGAAAGCUGCCCUGUCGGAAACUCUCCGGCUGUACCCCUCCGUGCCGCAGGAUUCGAAGCACGUCGUCGCCGACGACGUGCUUCCCGACGGAACCUUCGUGCCGGCGGGGUCGUCGGUGACCUACUCGAUUUACUCGGCGGGGAGGAUGAAAUCGGCGUGGGGAGACGACUGCCAUGAAUUCCGGCCGGAGCGGUGGCUGUCCAACGGCGGCGACAAGUUCGUGAUGCACGAUUCUUACAGGUUCGUGGCGUUCAACGCCGGUCCGAGAAUAUGCCUGGGAAAGGACCUGGCGUACCUCCAGAUGAAGUCGAUAGCGGCGGCGGUGCUGCUCCGCCACCGCCUGACGGUGGCGGAGGGCCACAAGGUGGAGCAGAAGAUGUCCCUCACAUUGUUCAUGAAGUACGGGCUCAAAGUGAAUGUCCGUCCCAGAGAUCUGAGCGCCGCCGUGGAAUCCAUGAAGAACGAUCCAAGAAUUUCCGGCACGGCGGCGCCGGCGGUGGUUUAAGGCGGUGGUUAGGGUUGUUGAAGAGGCGAGGCGAAUUAAAGACGGGGGUAUGUGUAGUCUUUAUAGGACAAGUCAGUGGACGGUUGGAUUUCUGACAGCUGGCAAAAUGGUGGGGGCAAAGGUCACGUGGGAUGCGUAAUUUGGGGCAGAAUGGUCAUAAAGGCACUAACAUACACAUGUUAGAAGGUACAAGCAUUCAAUGCGGGGAGGGUGAAAUAUUGAAUGGUUUGGUUGGGGACGAGGGGUACUAAGUUUAAUGUCCCCCUUUUUUUUUCUUUCCCCCUUUUUGUUUUUUUUAUAAAUUAUAAAUUAUUUUUCUAUAGUUUGGGGUGUUGGUAUUGUAUUGAUUCUUUGUAUUUUUCUUAUAAUUUUACUUUAUCUAUUUUGGGAGAUAAUUUAUUGUUUA
Andrographis paniculata is the source of this 2284-nucleotide messenger RNA. Its product is annotated as cytochrome P450 86A8-like. The record is from RefSeq and is a predicted model, not a curated record. Bases 274 to 1878 code for a protein of 534 amino acids. Gene Ontology annotation, molecular function: oxidoreductase activity, acting on paired donors, with incorporation or reduction of molecular oxygen; heme binding; monooxygenase activity. The transcript has a single exon. NCBI's taxonomy places the organism in Eukaryota, Viridiplantae, Streptophyta, Magnoliopsida, Lamiales, Acanthaceae.